Messenger RNA from Heterobilharzia americana, 2168 nucleotides. The record is from the annotation of a GenBank genome assembly. NCBI's taxonomy places the organism in Eukaryota, Metazoa, Platyhelminthes, Trematoda, Strigeidida, Schistosomatidae.
CUCGUAACAACUAUGACCUAGAUGUUUAUAAUCAUACAUAUUUUGACAGAAUAGGUCAUUCAAACCGCGAUCAAAAAAUUGGAUGUUUGUAGACAUUUCUUAGCAGAUAUAAGCACGAUUGCACGUGUAUGCAUGUGCUAAGUGGUGUUUCAGUCAUGUUUGUGCAUAAAUAAUUUGUGAUAACUUUAAUAAGAUGAUGUUGAGCUAAAUAACUGAUUUCUGAAUGGUCAGUGAAGAGUUGAGUGUAUCAAAUAAAAUUUGUUCGCACAGACGACAUGAAUAAAUUGUCGAGGUUCACAUUUAGUUAUACUCAUAUUGCAAUCGCCACAAACAACAGUUAACUAUGCAGUACACCAUGUGCUUUCUGACCUGCUUUAUAAUACUUAUCUAUUCAUCAGUAUGUGUGAAUGCGAAUAAGUUAAGUAAAAUCAGCUUGAAUCGAGAUGGACUAUUCACUGAUUCUCGAGGAUUUACAAAGUUAUUUCGAGGCUUCAAUUCCAUCAGUAAAAGUUUUCCAUGGUACAAGAUACAGGCAUUGAAUAGAACACAAAUGAGAAUGUUUAAAGAUUGGGGUAUCAACGUAAUUCGACUACAAGUAAUGUGGAGUGGAUUAUUUCCAGCUCGAUCAGUAAUCAAUUCUACAUACUUGGAUCAAAUCGAGAAGAUAAUCAAGUUGUCUGGUGAACAUGGAAUUUACUUAAUAUUAGACAUGCAUCAAGAUGUGUUAUCAUCUCGUUAUGGCACAUAUGAUGGUAUUCCAUUAUGGCUAAUUGAUCAGUUCAAAAGACCACCAGCUUCCCUACAGUAUCCUUGGCCAUACAAGAGUCCUCCGGAUUGUAAAAUGUGUAAUUAUUUGACUUACGAAUGUGCCAGUGCAGCGCAACAGUUAUAUGACAAUGUAUCGAGUUCCUGGAAUCACUGGGGUGAUUUCUGGGAGAUAAUAGCGAGACGAUUCAAAGAGUUUUCAAAUGUGCUCGGUUAUGAGCUAAUUAAUGAGCCUCCACCGGGUAAUUACUAUGCCAAUCCACUGUAUGGUCUAUCAGGUUAUUCUGGUCGAUAUAAUCUACAACCGGUUUAUGAUUACCUUGUUGGACGAAUACGUGAACACGAUAAUGAUAAACUGAUAUUUUAUGAGCCUGUCACAUAUGGAAUAUUCCUUCCUUUCAAUGCAGGGUGGCUAGGUACAGGAUUUCAGCGUGUACCUGGAGCGAAUGACGACAAAUCAGCUCCAAAUAAAAGCGUACUUGCUUAUCAUUAUUACUGUUGGGUUCUACAGACAGACGGUCGAAAAGCGGAUAUGCCACUUUGGAAGAGGUUGUUGUGUGAUGAGUUCCUUUUACCGGAUGUUAUAUCUAAUGCUGUUAAAGCUACAAAAAUGACUGGAGGUGGUCGCUUCUUAACUGAAUUCGGUUUAUGUGGAGAUGAUGGAAAUCCGAAGAGUGUGAAUACAAUUGAAUGCAAUGCUGUGCUGGAUGAAGCUGAUAAGAAUUUCGAAUCAUGGACCUACUGGGAUGGGAAUUUUAUAGAUGAUAACGGAAAUCCAAUUAAAAGUCAGGUUCAAUCUUUCAUUCGUCCUUAUCCGCAAUCAACAAAAGGUAUAUUUCAGACACUUCAAUUCAAUCAUAAAACUGGUGAUUUUCAUUAUUCAUUUACCACAUUUCAAUCCGAAUAUCACAAUGAUAGUCAAACUUUAAUCGCAGAGAUUUAUAUACCAAAGUCCAUUCACUAUCCUAAUGGAUUUACAAUGAAUAUAAAACCAGAUGGCAUAUUUACAAAUAUGAGUGAGAAUAUUUUGUUUGUGUUCUUACCGAACACCAAGCGAAAUGAAUCCUUUGAAAUUAGGAUUGAUAUUAGCAAAAGUAGACCAUCUUAAUCGCUGAGCAAAAAACAUUAUUGAGUUUGCUUUUUUUCAGUUAGAAUUGUUUACAAAACACUAAUGUAUGGUUUUCAAUUGUAAUAAAUCAAGGCUGCUUUGUCACUUAGAUUUAUUUCAAGCCGAACUUUCUUUGAUGCUUAUAACGUUUAGUGACUAGCAGUAGAAUCCAGAACGUGUGUUUCAUCUCUUUUCAAACUUGCCUUAGUAAAUGAUGUUGCUCGCACUGCGAAACAAACCCAAGUAGUAAAGUUUCAUCCGUUAGGUUACUAAAUCACGAUAACCACCCUUUGUA